AAUCUGUUCAUUUGUGGCAGCAAUUUUCUCGUCUUUGUUUUUCAUAAUUUUUCGCGGAAAAAGACAACAACCUGUGGUACCCUGAUUUUUCUUACAGUCUAGUCAGUUUCGAGAGUGUUCGAGGGUUGUGUUUUCUAGUGAAAGAAUCAAAAUGAGUUGGAACGAGAUACGAAUAAGUUUAUUUAUCAUCUUCUGUGUUUUAGCCUCAGCCUCAACAUCAUCAAUGGAAACGAGUCAAACGAGCGAUAAACAAAAUGUAGAAUCCGAAGCUGAGCAAACAUUAAUAAUAAGUAAAAACGAGGAUACGGAGGUAACUUUAUCCAAAGAAUCGGAGGACACGACAACUGUGGGGAAUGCCACUCUUUCAGGGACAACUCUGUCCAACACGACCCAAAAGAUAUACAGUAAUUGCCUGACGAAUGAAGUGUAUGGUACUGUUGAAGUAGUGAAUGCCACAAGGUUGAUGGAACUCUUGAAACCUGUUACAACGACUAAUCAGUCAGAUACAAACAGCGAAGGCAAAGUCCAGGCCAGGACUUGCCUUUUGGUACUUUUUUAUGCAAGAUGGUGCAUUUUUAGCAGUCAGGCUGCUCCGCAUUUCAAUGCUCUGCCACGAUUUUUCCCUCGCAUCAAGGCAGUGGCUAUCGAUGCAUCGAGGUAUCAAAAUUUCAACACACAAUUUGGUAUCGUUGGUGUACCGACGUUAAUGUUUAUUUACAAUGGUAAGCCACUUGUAAAGUUCAAUGAUACUUCGUACACCCUCGAAACGUUUGCUCGUUUCGUCACAACGUACACCGCUCUUGAGCCAAAAGGUUCUCUUUACGUCACUUCAACGGAUUUCGGAGGACCCUUACAAAGUACACUCUCAAACGAGACCGAUGAUUGUCUCCUUAUUUCGUGGAUCUUCAUUGCUGCUUGUGCCAUAUACUUUAUUUUUCAAAGCCGAUGGUGGCAACAGUUUGUUGAACUCGUGCAAAACACAUGGAGAGAAAGCAAUGCUCAACACGAGCACGUUGACUGAAUAAACGUGUCUUUCGAUAA
This is a messenger RNA of Venturia canescens, 1041 nucleotides long. It is a transcript of the gene bug, whose product is annotated as thioredoxin domain-containing protein bug. The coding region runs from base 152 to 1021 and encodes 289 amino acids. Gene Ontology annotation, biological process: cilium assembly. NCBI's taxonomy places the organism in Eukaryota, Metazoa, Arthropoda, Insecta, Hymenoptera, Ichneumonidae. The transcript is spliced from 4 exons. The record is from RefSeq and is a predicted model, not a curated record. Gene Ontology annotation, cellular component: cilium.